This is a messenger RNA of Sycon ciliatum, 1583 nucleotides long. Its product is annotated as GTP cyclohydrolase 1-like. The transcript has 7 exons. Gene Ontology annotation, molecular function: GTP cyclohydrolase I activity; GTP binding; zinc ion binding. Lineage: Eukaryota; Metazoa; Porifera; Calcarea; Leucosolenida; Sycettidae. The record is from RefSeq and is a predicted model, not a curated record. Gene Ontology annotation, cellular component: cytoplasm. Bases 129 to 773 code for a protein of 214 amino acids. Gene Ontology annotation, biological process: tetrahydrofolate biosynthetic process; tetrahydrobiopterin biosynthetic process.
GUAAUUAUGUAGAGCUCUGCAGAGUGCAAUUACGACGAGCACAGGUUUUCGCUGUCCGUGGAUGUUCCCUUUCCUUGUGGCCGUCAUUGGGAGUGGAAACUUUCGCUCGAGCUCUCCUCCGGAUCAGCAUGGCAGGGAAUGGCAUAGAAGCUGAAGCGGCAACAUCAACAACUGCGGACAGUAGCACACCCGCUAUGGAUCUAGACGAGAUGAGCUCGGCAUUCGGAACGUUAAUUAGAAAUGCUGUGCCUCCCGAGUUCCAGGAGAAGCAGAAACAAGGCCUUGAGAAAACUCCGAUGAGAGCUGCGAAAGCCGUUGAGUUCUUCACCAAAGGUUACAGAGAAAACCUUCAGUCUCUCAUCAAUGAAGCGGUCUUUGACGUGGAGAUGGACAACAUGGUGAUUGUCCGUGACAUUGACAUGUUCUCCAUGUGCGAACAUCACAUGGUACCCUUCUACGGCAAAGUGCACGUUGGAUAUUUGCCCAACCAGAAAGUCCUCGGUCUGAGCAAGAUUGCUCGGAUUGUGGAGAUGUACUCUAGACGGCUGCAAGUGCAAGAGCGACUGACCAAGGACAUUGCCAUGGGAAUCCGAGAAGCGAUCGCACCCACUGGCGUUGGCGUUGUGGUCGAGGCAACGCAUAUGUGCAUGGUGAUGCGAGGCGUACAGAAACCGGGCAGCAGCACUAUCACCAGCUGCAUGCUUGGAGACUUCAGGGACGACCCGCGGUCACGCGAGGAGUUCCUCUCGCUGAUCCGACACAGUUCAACGUAGGCGCAUGCCAGCGGACCGCGCAAUGUAGCGCUGAGUCAAUGAAUAGACGACCCGCGGUGUGAAAGUUGCGACAUUUAUUAGGGUCAGUGAACUGUGCAACAUUUCUUAGGGUCAGGUUUCAAAGUAUUUUCUCUUAGGAAACCAGUUAGCCUGUGGCAUAUUUUCACGAUGAACACAUUUCAGAUGAGUUUGUGGUGCAUUGCUAGCACCACUCUUCCCUACUAGAGGGUCUACUAGUAGAGCAGCAACUCUGUUAGAGGGUCUGAACAGUGCACAGCUCUUGUGUGCCCCUUGAACUUGCCGCAUGUGGAGCUGGAGUUCCGCCGAGGCCACGCGCGCUUUUUCCAAAACUAUUUAUUCUUUAAUACUCUCCAUCCUAACGUUAGCCGUGUGUUGCUAGUACUUAUACUAAAAAGUUAUAGUACAGCACCAUCAUGUCAAGGCGCGGUGGCACACCUCCUCUCUGUUGAUACCAUGGCGAGGGGUGUCAUGACAAAAUAUCCCAUGGCUCGUGUUCUUGCUAACCCUUUCACAGCUGUCCGUUCUCAUUGGAACUGUAGCUUCGUAGUCUGCUCCAUCUGCCAUAGUGUGGCGUAUUAUCAUUUUGAUAUUCAUUUAGGGCAAUUGCUUACCUUCUAUUUUAAAUUUCUGAAAGAGGCAGGAGUAUUUUUUUAAACUUGAUCUUCUGAUGGAUAUCAUUGGUAUUAUAGGCCAUCAUUCCCGUGGCUAGCUAUGCUAAAUACGUUACUUUAGUAACGCCUGGCGCUAGCCAUGGUCCACGACGCUUUAUAAAAAUAUUAAUCAAUCUUA